UUUGUUCUCUGAAUAUAGGCAAAACUCCCAGUUUACUGCUCGUGCGUAAUUUCCCGAUUUGGAAUACAACGUUUGAGUGUGCAUUAUGGCGAAGCGUACGAAGAAGGUCGGAAUUACUGGAAAGUAUGGCACACGCUACGGUGCCUCACUUCGUAAAAUGGUCAAGAAGAUGGAGGUCUCACAACACUCAACUUUUACCUGCCAAUUUUGUGGAAAAGAUGGCAUGAAGCGUACAUGUGUUGGAAUUUGGUCCUGUAAGCGGUGCAAUCGUGUUGUAGCAGGAGGUGCUUAUACACUGUCCACCGUUGCCGCAGCGACUGCCCGUUCAACCGUUCGCCGAUUACGUGAAGUGAAGGAACAGUGAAUCUUUUUCGACGCGGUGUAACUGUUGAAUGAGAUUAAUCUGAAAUCCUUGAAAUGUGAUCUACGCGUCAUUUAAUGUGUCCUUCUGUCGCAGGUUAGAUUUCCUUCGCGGUUAAUUUAUUCUCCUGCCAGAUGGUAGAUAUGUUUCUUCAGACUUCCCUCUAAAAACCGUACUGUUAACUUUCUUAUUCUGCGUUAUUCCAGUUCCUUUUUUAUUUUUGAAAUGUCGAGUUCGGCGGUAUCUGGUCAGUGCGCGAAGAUGCUUGGCGUCAUGUUCGUCGCCAGAGCGGCGCAAUCGACAUCCCAGAUGACAGCAUUGCGAACAUGCUACAACUCUUGCCGAGACAACCUAAAACUGACGAAGAGCACCAAAGUUAUUUGCCAAGGGUUUACAGGGAAGCAAGGCACGUUUCAUAGCCGGCAAUCUAUUGAAUAUGGCUCAAAUUUUGUCGGUGGGGUUUCUCCCAAAAAAGCUGGCACGAUGCACUUGGAACUUCCAGUUUUCAAGGAUGUUGCGGAGGCCAGACAGAAAACUGGAGCAGAGGCUACUAUGAUUUUCGUGCCUGCCGCGGGAUGCGCAAAGGCUAUCGAGGAAGCUAUCGAUGCUGAAAUUCCAUUAGUAGUUGCCAUCACUGAAGGAGUACCUCAGCAUGAUAUGGUGCGUGUUAAACAGAAGUUGUUGCGGCAAAACAAGACGCGUUUGAUUGGACCUAACUGUCCUGGAAUCAUUGCCCCUGGGAAGUGCAAGAUAGGAAUCAUGCCAGGACACAUCCACAAGCCCGGCAAUAUUGGGAUCGUGUCUCGUUCUGGCACGCUGACGUACGAGGCCGUCCAUCAAACCACUAUGGCCGGACUUGGUCAGACGUUGUGUGUGGGUAUCGGGGGUGAUCCAUUUAACGGAACAAACUUCAUCGACUGCUUGGAAGUAUUCCUCAAUGAUCCCGAUACGAAGGGAAUCAUUCUGAUCGGAGAAAUUGGCGGAGGCGCAGAAGAAGCCGCUGCAGAUUACUUGAGCGAACAUAACGCCGGACCUAAUGCCAAGCCAGUCGUGUCAUUUAUUGCUGGAAUAACUGCACCUCCGGGCAGGAGGAUGGGUCAUGCUGGAGCAAUCAUUUCUGCCGGGAAAGGAGGAGCAGAGGACAAAAUCAAAGCUUUGGAGAAGUCUUCCCUUUCCAAAAGUUUGUCGGACGCGUUUGUGGCGGCGAAAGGACAGUCGGGGAAACCGAUUGUGCUGAUCGAAUCAUUGAACGCAUUUGUGAUGUUCUUUGGGAUCUCGAAAACCGUGGCUUUGGUGCACGAGUGGGCGACCCGGGAGAUGUGUAAGGUUUUUGGCGUGUUUCAUACGGAUGGUGCGGAGAAGGAAGAACUGGAAGCUUUAAAGAGUUACGCGGAAGUGUUCGUGCAAACGCAGAAUAGCGGGAAUCUGGACUCGGAUGCCGUUUAUGAAUCUGCCCACGAGUCGUUUCAGAUUUGGUGGGAACAGAAAACCGCCUCUGGAUCUCUUACAUCGGGUGUGGAACUUCUAACGUUGGAUGCGAAAAGUGCAAAACUACUUUCACGCAUGGACAUUCGCGACAGUCCGGUAUCAUUGAAUGCCGGAGAUUCUUCGAAAGCUACCGGUGAUCCAAUCAGUCGCUUGACAUUCAAGCUCUCAUUGUCUGAUAGUGAAAAAGCGGCCAGAGAAGAAGUUGAUCUUCCCUACAUCAAGGCACAAACGAGACAAACCGAAGGUGGUUCAAUGAAGAAGGAUUCUCAGAUACAUUAUAUACCUGAUGUGGAUGAUGAUUAUGAUGAAGAGGAUCCAGACGAUGAUCUGGACAUUUGAUUUGUUCGCAUUUUUGAAAUGAAAGUAAGUUUGUCAACAUCGCGUUUUUUUCAUUCAAUUUUUGUGAUUCCCUGUUUUGAUGGCUUGUUCUCACAAUUUUGGUGUCGUAUAUGUCAGCGUUAGUCUCGAAUCAUCGUGGGAUGGACCAGUUGCAGAACAAUCGUCAGAAAAUGGUAGCAAACAUGUUCCUUCCAAAUUUAAGGUCAUUGCAUUAAUUAUGACGUUAAAAUCAUGUGUUCAGAAUGAAUACGAAUUUCAAUGUAGUUCUUUGUGAAAUCUUCUCAAGAUGAAUUGAUACGGGUUGAGAAUUAUCCGCUAUUUUUAAAUUGUUUGCUAUUUGUAACAGGAAAACGGUUACGGCGUGUUUGUGCCAUGCAGCAACGUUGAAGAGGCUACAAAUAAAGGCAAAGGUUGAAACAAACUAUGAA
Molecule: messenger RNA, 2616 nt
Organism: Notodromas monacha
Lineage: Eukaryota; Metazoa; Arthropoda; Ostracoda; Podocopida; Cyprididae
Source: the annotation of a GenBank genome assembly